Messenger RNA from Alligator sinensis (Chinese alligator), 462 nucleotides. It is a transcript of the gene TRMT112, whose product is annotated as tRNA methyltransferase subunit 11-2. Bases 184 to 366 code for a protein of 60 amino acids. The transcript is spliced from 2 exons. Gene Ontology annotation, biological process: peptidyl-glutamine methylation; rRNA (guanine-N7)-methylation; tRNA methylation. Gene Ontology annotation, molecular function: protein heterodimerization activity. The record is from RefSeq and is a predicted model, not a curated record. Lineage: Eukaryota; Metazoa; Chordata; Crocodylia; Alligatoridae.
CUAACGGGAAGACGCCGGAACCAGAGCGUGCCGGAAGCUUCUUUCUUGGGAUUUGGGUUUCCCAGCCGGACCCUCCCGAAUAGCACACCAAGGCCGGAAGUGGUGUCUAACGGACACACAAGACGCCUGGACCGGCAGUCACCCGGCUUCCGGCGGGGACGGAGACGGCGGCGCUGCGGGAGGAUGAAGCUCCUGACGCACAACCUGCUAACGUCGCACGUGCGCGGCUUGCGGCCCGGCGGCGGCUACCCGCUGGGCAUCCAGGUGGAGGUGGUGGAAGGCAUCCUGCGCUGCCCAGACUCGGGGCGCGAGUUCCCCAUCACCAAGGGGAUCCCUAACAUGCUGCUGGCUGAGGACGAGACCUGAAGGACUGGGGCGGGGGCAGGACGGGGUGGGUUUGCGUGGGGGUUGGGCUGGACUGUGUCUGUUUGCAUCAAUAAAGCUCAGUUGGGUUGAAGUGGA